GGAGUGCGACAAAUUUCUCCUCGCACAGAGCAGACUGUAUAUGACCGUUCGCGACCAGAUGAGGCAUUUCCAUUCGAGGCGAGGAGACUGGGGAGAUCGGCAGCUGUCCGAUGCCGAGGCGGGCGAUUGUAGGGGAGACCGCGAGAACGAGCGUUGUGCGGCGUGGUGGUUUGCCCAUGGACGUCACCACCCGGAGUUGCGUACCAUCGCCAUCCGUGUCAUGCACUUGUGGACGUCCGCCUCUCCAGCAGAGAGGAACUGGGCGCAGCAUGAGCGCAUUAACACGGCGAGGCGCUGCAAGCUUGGGUUUGCCAAGCUUGCACAGCUGGUUGAGAUUGCCACCAGUCUCAAACUGGCCGCGUGCGCACAGCAGGGUGGUGGCUACGUAUUGCCAUGGGUUCAGGGGACCGGUCGGGAGGGGACAGCGGGAGAGGAGGAGGAUGACGAGGCAGACAUGGAGCCCGAGGUGUGGGGAGCGCGACCUGCUGGCAGUGUUCGCGAGCAGGAGAUCCAGCAACAGGUCGACGUGUUCGGCCAGAGGGCGGCGGAGCUGCGACCAUGGCCAGAGGCGGUUGACGACGGUCCAGACGGKGAUGCAGAUGACGACGACCCCUGUGACGAGUGGACCGACGAUGAUGACGCGCCCGUCAGUGGCGACGCGACGGCAGAGCGGGUGUACUUCACUUACGGUGGAGGACCUGACGGCAUGGGUUCACACACAUCGGUCAUCACAGAUGAUGUGCCGUCGACUGGACAGGCUAGUGGCACCAGCAGAGGUGGUGGUCGUCGUGGACGACGUCCGAGUGCGGCCGACGUGUUGGAGCAGGAGCCACGGGGAGGCCUUCGGACGACGGGCAGGCGUUGGGAGGUUAGGAGCGACAACGAGCGCGAGAGGGAGGCCGAGGGGAAGGGGGAAGUGCCCCAUCAGGAUCGUCGCUACUCUCCCUCCCAUCAUCGAACCACUGCAACUCCCGAGGCAUUUAGGCGUUCGGAGAGGUUGGCGUCGACAACAGGGAGAGAGCGAACGCAUGACAGCGAGGAGCGUGAGGGGGAGAGGACUCCUUCGGGCUCCGGUAUCCGCCCCCGCUCGCCGUCGGAGCUCCGUACAGACGACUUUGACGUCGGACACACAAGUCGGGGCUUGGGGGAUUUCAGCGCCCCGGGAUGUCGACAUGCCUCACCGUCGGAGGUGCGUACCGACGACUUCGAUUUGCGGGGCCUUGUUGAGACCGAGGAGGAGCGGGAUGUCCGCCUGGACCGAGAGGAGGAGGAGCGGUUGCGGACUCUGCCUAGAUGGGAGGGUCAGUUCGCGUACGUAGAGGAGCAGCGCCAACAGAGGGACUUGGAGACAGGAGGGUGGGGCGGCUUUGACGCCGACGACGGGGUUGUCCCUACGGAGCCAAUUCAGGCAGACUUGCGAGAGGGUGGAUGCGGUGACGAUAUGGAUGUGGGUGGCGAUGGGGAGAGCGACACAUUGUGUGACGAGGGACGGGAUGUCGCCGUGGGCGGACGAUCUCCCCGUGGUGGAGGCGGUGGCGACGGCGAGACCGCGGGUGAUGAGGGACAGGGUGCAGCCGUGUGUGGCGGGGGAGAGGGUGGACCCGGUGGAGAUGGGGAUACCGCAGCUGACGAGGGGCAGGGUGCCGUCGCGGGUGGUGGGGGAGACGAUGGACCCGACGGAGAUGACGACGACGACCACGGUCGCGAGGACGAUGCGUAUAGGCUCGCCUUGGUCUUGAGGGGCCCCACAGUCCCCCCCUUGCGCCCCGACGACAGAGCGCACCCUUUCUUCGACGCCAACGCUUUGGCGCAGGCACUGACAGAGGACCCUUUCCCACAUACGGGCUGCAGGAGUGGAGAGAGACGGCCCGCUGAGGGGGCAUAUUCACUGCCGCUGUAUGUAGUGCAGAGCCCUCGAUGGUCGGGUUCGUCGCUCAGCGGCGUGAGAGGGAAGGAGUCCAGGGCGGUUGAGGUCGGGUCGGGCCGACGCAGUGAGGGCGGCGGAUGUGCAGGAUCGAUUCCUCCACCACCCACACGGGCCGCAGAGGCGGGCGUCGACGUCGACGACGAGACGCCGGCACCCGGAGUUGCGCACAACGGCGCUUCCCCGCCGCCGGUCCGAGGCGGUGUCGGCGGCAGAUGCAGAGGUCGCCCCAACCAGGCAACGUUGGACGCGAUUCAGAGGCAGCGAGAUACGGUUGCUGCACAGGCGGCAGAGGACGACGACGCAGACACAGAGUCUGAGCCGCUCGAGAGUGUGGUCCGUAGACGCAGAGCGGCCGUGGCCGCGGCAGCUGCUGCAACACAGGCGGCAUACAUCAGCGGUGCGGAGGGCACAGGUGCCGGAGGGAGAGGAGGGCGCCCGGGAGGACAGCAUGGCCGAUCGUCCUCGGGGAGAGGCCGCGCGCGUCCUCCUGCAGGGAGGGGCAUGGGCCGCUCUUCUGGGAGCAGAUGACGACGCCAAUGGUAUUUUUUUUAACUCAUUACUUUUUUUUUUUUGGAUGGACAUUUUUUUGGCAGGGUAGUUCCAUAUUUAUGUUGAUGUUGUUCCAUGGAGAUGACGACGUUAUGUGGGCCUUACGGUUUUUUUUUUUUUUUUUUUUAGCUGCUUGGUGUUACGGUAGAGACGAUCACGUCGAGGGGUGCGGUUUUUGGCUUUGGCCUUGUACAUACACAUUUCCAUUGAAAUGCUUUGUCACUGAUUUGUUUUUCUCCAUGUUCCUCUUCCACCCUCGGUUUUGCAUAUGAGUCGCUGUUGUUUGGUGAGCGGUUUCUGGUUUGUUGUCGUAAAUGUCCCCGACACAGUAUUGUUAUCGCAAUGUUGCAAAUCAUGUGUUUGUCGGAUGCCACGCACAUGCAUGUCAUGGUUGCCCCCAUUAUGAAUGUGUUGUGAAUUUCGUAUGCCAAACAGGGAUGAUAUGCUAAUGAAUGUGUUGUUUCACG
This is a messenger RNA of Chara braunii, 2943 nucleotides long. The record is from the annotation of a GenBank genome assembly. Lineage: Eukaryota; Viridiplantae; Streptophyta; Charophyceae; Charales; Characeae.